AUGCAGGCAAGUAGUCCUCUAAUCACCCUUUCUCCAAGCUCUCCAAGCUUCAAUUCCUACUCUUCAAACAAACUAGCAGAGAUUGCAGCAAGAGUCGUCCAAGAAUUCACAAACGAUUCAGAACUACCAGAAGACGCUAACAAUAGCAUUUUCUCUUGGCAAGAACAGCAAGGAGAAGGAGAAAAAGAUCAAGAAAACAACCAUCAAAACGACAACGAAUUGGGCGAGAACGAAAACGAGGAGGAUGAUGACGACGACUUCGAGUUUGCAGUUCUAAGUAAGCCAGAACCACAUUUCUCUCCAAUUUCAGCUGAUGACAUCUUUUACAACGGCGAAAUCAGACCCUUCUAUCCGUUAUUUAAUACCAAGUUACUUUUAGACGACCAAGAAUCCCUACCCAAAUCCAAGACCGCAACUGAUACUCAAAAUACUAAGAAACCAAAUAGAUUACCCCUCAAGAAGCUCUUCUACGAGGAGCGUGAAACGUUUUCGUGUUCUUCAUCGGAAGCUGACGAUAUUGACAGUGCAGAGCCUGGAACUUACUGUGUGUGGACACCAAAGAAGGAAGAGGGGUCCUUUGGGAGCUGCAAGAAGAGCAGCUCUACAGGGUCUAAUUCAAAGAGAUGGAAGUUUAAAGAUUUGCUUCACAGGAGUAAUAGUGAUGGUAAAGAUACUUUCGUGUUCAUGACGCCUAAUAACAAGAAGAGUACUGGCGGCCAUCAGAGAUUUGGUAGUGAUGAUCAUGAUCGUAAUAAUAAUAAUAAUAAUAAUGAGAGUAAAGAGGGCAAAGAGAAAAGGAAAGAAGUGAAAGGAGCCGGAGGUUUGUUUCGAUUUCAAGAACAGUAUUAUAUGAAGAGUAAAGAAGGAGAUAAACGCCGGUCGUAUUUGCCUUACCGGCCGGAUUUGGUGGGGUUUCUGUCUAAUGUUAAUGGGGUGGGCAGGAAUAUUCGUCCAUUCUGA
Dovyalis caffra is the source of this 960-nucleotide messenger RNA. Lineage: Eukaryota; Viridiplantae; Streptophyta; Magnoliopsida; Malpighiales; Salicaceae. The record is from the annotation of a GenBank genome assembly.